This is a messenger RNA of Miscanthus lutarioriparius, 1563 nucleotides long. Lineage: Eukaryota; Viridiplantae; Streptophyta; Magnoliopsida; Poales; Poaceae. The record is from the annotation of a GenBank genome assembly.
AUGAACAAAAAUAAUCCACCCAAGUUUGAUGCUGCUGACUCAGCAUCAGCAAUGCUCAAGGGAAUAAAAGCUCUAGCUGAGCUUUGUUCCGAGGAUGGUGCAUGCCAAAAGAGAAAAGCUGAUCUAGGAGCUCUUCCCUUGUUGAGGCACAUCCUCCUGAGUGAUGAUUAUGAGAAACUUGCUGCAAUUGAAGCAUAUGAUGCAUCUCGUAUUCGAGAAGUGCAAGACAAGAAUGUGGCUUCUAAUGUUUCAUCAACUGAUGCUACCACUGAUCCCUCAAGUGUACGGGUUCCUCCUGCAGCACAUAUCCGAAGGCAUGCUGGACGGCUGCUUACCAUUCUCUCUCUUCUACCCAAUUCAAAGAAGGAAAUUAUUUCUGAUGAUGUAUGGUGCAAAUGGCUCGAGGAUUGUGCUAGUGGGCGAAUUUCUUGCAAUGAUUUAAAACUAAAAAGCUACUGCAGGUUAACAUUAUUGAACAUAUUCUGUUCCGAGAGUCCAAAUGCAAGAAAACCCUCUGAUGAAUAUCCUGAUUCAGAAAGUGAAUAUAAAAGAAACUGUCCUCAGUUUGGAGAUGCACUAUUCUUGCUAAAUCCAGAGUUACCUCUUGAAGUUCAUGUGGACAACAGUGGUUUUGGGAUUUUAAGAGUUUCAAGAGAUAAUUGUAAGGAAGAUGGAAGUAUUGAAGAUCCUGGCUCUGAAACUGCGAACUCUGUAGAUGAUGCCGAAGCUGCAUCCAAAAGUGUCCCUUUGAUGGAUGUUGUGUUUGUCCAUGGCCUUCGUGGUGGCCCAUUCAACUCAUGGCGAAUUGCUGAUGACAAAUCAUCAACUACCAAAGCUGGUUUGGUGGAAAGCAUUGACGAGGAUGCUGGGAAAGAGGGCACAUGCUGGCCAAGUGAAUGGCUUGCGGCAGAUUUUCCUCAAGCACGUUUUUUUACAGUCAAAUACAAGACAAAUUUGACUCAAUGGACUGGAGCCAGCUUGCCUCUUCAGGAGGUGAGCUCUAUGCUGCUGAGGAAGUUGGUGGCUGCUGGGAUUGGUAGUCGGCCUGUUAUUUUUGUGACACACAGCAUGGGAGGACUGGUGGUUAAACAGCUUUUAUAUCAAGCAAAGCUGAAUAACUAUGACAAGUUCCUGAAUAAUACUAUUGGGCUGGUUUUCUAUAGUUGUCCGCAUUUUGGCAGUAAACUUGCAGACAUGCCAUCGCGUAUGGGUUUAGUGUUUGGUCCUGCUCCUUCGAUUGGGGAGUUAAGAAGUGGAUCUCCAAGACUAGUUGAACUGAACGAUUUUGUGCGUCAACGCCACAACAAAGGAUUUCUUGAUGUUCUUAGUUUUAGUGAGACCCAGGUCACACCGAUUGUUGAAGGAUAUGGUGGUUGGGCACUUCGUAUGGAGAUAGUGCCAAUUGAAUCUGCAUACCCAGGCUUUGAGGAGCUUGUCGUUCUACCGUCCACUGAUCAUAUAAAUUCAUGUAAGCCAGUUAACAAGAACGAUCCUUCUUAUGUGGAAACCUUGGCAUUUUUGGAGAAGAACUUUAAAUUGCGUCUGAAAAGAGAAGAACCUUAG